This is a messenger RNA of Zootermopsis nevadensis, 1817 nucleotides long. It is a transcript of the gene Sras, whose product is annotated as Ras converting CAAX endopeptidase Sras. Gene Ontology annotation, cellular component: endoplasmic reticulum membrane. The record is from RefSeq and is a predicted model, not a curated record. Gene Ontology annotation, biological process: CAAX-box protein processing. Lineage: Eukaryota; Metazoa; Arthropoda; Insecta; Blattodea; Termopsidae. Gene Ontology annotation, molecular function: metalloendopeptidase activity.
ACAGAAGCUUCCUUUAAUCACGUGACUACAGUAAUGUCAGUAUGGAGAGCUACAUACUUAGAGAAUAUAUUUGUUUAACAACUGCAGGAGCAUGCUUUCUUCUCUCUGUUGUCUAUGUUGCAAGUUUGUAUAUAUGGAAGUCUCCACACAGCAGGGACCAUCCAUCCACAAUAAAGAAGAGAUUCCUGAGUGUUUUCAUAAUGAUGUUUAUAUCUCCAUUAUUUUUAUAUUAUUUUUCCCAGGAACAUGUUCUUCAAAAGGCUUCUUUGUGGCAACUGUUGGGUCUGAGAAUGCAUGGUCUGCUCCCUGCUACUGUUAUUCCAGUGUUUCUUACAAUGGUUCUCUUUCUUGGUCCACUCAGCAUGCAGGGCUUCAGUGGAUUAUGGAAAUUGUAUGCUGGUAUGUCUGCUAGAUCAGAGGAACUGGAACCCAUGUACUGGAUGUCAAAUUUAACAAACUUAAUUUGGCUUCGUAACCAUGUGGUGGCACCACUAUCUGAAGAGUUCACCUUCAGAGCCUGCAUGUUGCCUCUACUAUUGCAGUGCUACCGACCAAUGACUGCAGUUUUUGUUUGCCCACUGUUCUUUGGAGUAGCUCAUUUUCAUCAUAUGGUAGAACGAAUGAGAAGUGGUUUAGAUCUCAAAAGGGCUUUAAUGAUAUCAUGUUUUCAGUUUUCAUAUACAACAUUGUUUGGUGCCUAUUCAGCAUUUCUGUUUGCAAAAACUGGUCAUUUUGUGGCACCAUUUGCAGUUCAUGCCUUCUGCAACCACAUGGGAUUCCCAGAUUUUGCAGAGAUUCUAACAUAUAAGGACCCUCAGAGAAUGCUUUUGAUGUCACUAUUUGUUCUUGGAUUGGUGGGCUGGUGUGUUUUGCUUACACCAUUAACAAACCCUACUUGGUAUAGCAAUCACUUGUUCUGGAGGAACCACUGAUAGACAUUCAACUUGGUGUUCUUCCUUGUAUGACAACACUUAGCAUUGUGAAGUCAGACAGUCAGCAUUCUGUGAUUAAUGUUGAAAGGAACAAUUAAUUUAAUAACAUGCUAAUGGAAUUAGUAUAUUCAUGAAGUUAUUUAACCAAGAGCUUAUUGUGACUGUGCCCAUCUCAAAAAAGUAUUAAGUAACAACAAUAAAUAGCUGAUUGAAAGUAUGGAUUAUCUUUCAAAACAAUAAAACAUCAUGCUGUGUCAGACUGUGGUAAUAUAAGGUAUUUGCCAGUAGAUGGUUCUGCCAAUAAUAGGUGUACAUAAUUCGGUCAGUAGGUGGCUCUGCCAGCAGCAUAAUUAAACCAUAAUUGUUUUGUAUAAGAUCACACUAGGAGUGAGUGCACUUUGAUUUAAUGUACAAAAGAAUCUACUGCAAAUGCAUCUCAUACAGUGCCAGUGAGCUACUCAAGAACAGGUUGGAUGUGCUGGAGAAAACAUGUCUGACAAAACUGAGGUUUUAUUAAUAGGUGUACUGUGUGAAGUGUGAACUUUUUGGUGCAUUAGCAUUUAAAGCUGAAGAAAGAUGAAAUGUUCAUGGCCCAUGUGUGUUUCCCUCAUUUGUUGCCUGAAAAUCUCUAUCAGUGGAAGGAAAAGAUGGGAGGCCUCUGAUAGGGAUGGUGAGCAAAAGAAGCAGAGGCAAGCUUCUGGUACUUAUAUUAAUUGAGUAAUUUCUUGUUAUAAAGUUUUUAAUUAUGUGCUGCUUGUUGUGUAUGGAUGGUGAAUAGGAAGUAUAGGAAAUUUUGUCAGUUUCAAGUUUCAAAUUGUUAUAAGGAAAGGUGAUUUUAAAAAAUGUAGGUAUGAAAAGAAAUAUAUUGUUCAGCUUUUGAGUGAA